Messenger RNA from Megalops cyprinoides (Indo-Pacific tarpon), 10678 nucleotides. It is a transcript of the gene fryb, whose product is annotated as furry homolog b (Drosophila). Gene Ontology annotation, biological process: cell morphogenesis; neuron projection development. Bases 248 to 9403 code for a protein of 3051 amino acids. Gene Ontology annotation, cellular component: site of polarized growth; cell cortex. The record is from RefSeq and is a predicted model, not a curated record. The transcript is spliced from 63 exons. NCBI's taxonomy places the organism in Eukaryota, Metazoa, Chordata, Actinopteri, Elopiformes, Megalopidae.
ACAAGUGCGAGGUUUGAAUAAGGCAGCAGAGGCUGGGGCUGGCUUCUCCGUCGGCAUCUCCUCGCGGGACACAGCCUUAGUCAGCCUAACCGAGGCGGAACGAGAAGAAAGGAAAGAGAAGAACAGCAGGGAAGAGCUGCAGGAAGAGAAAACGCUGCCUCUGGGCUGAGAGGAGGGGUGCCGGUCUUAUCCAUGCCGCCUCGGCAGACAGCCUGAAAGCCGUCGAGGGCUCCGUGUCCUUUUCAGGAUGUCUUUCGAUGACCUGAGGAGUGCGGGCAAGACGGCGGACAGCGAGCUGGAUCGCUACGAGAGCCAGGAUGAGGUCGUACAGGUGCGGAUUGGUAGUUUGCCCGUGGACCUGCUCACAGCCAGCGACUUUCGAGGGAAGUUUAAAAAGAUCCACUCCAAGAGGAGGCCCACCAUCCUCAAAGCUUCACCAGUCGGAAACGGAUACAGCAAGCCGCCCAUCCCCCCGGCCUGCAGCGUGCAAGGAGACAAGAAGGGCCCUCCAACCAUGGCGCCCGUCAUCGUGGACCCCGAGAGCAAGCCGGGCGAGUACAUCCUCAAGAGCCUCUUCGCCAACUUCACCACGCUGUCGGAGCGCAAGAUCCGCAUCAUCAUGGCCGAGCCUCUGGAAAAGCCACUGACAAAAUCCCUGCAGCGGGGGGAGGAUCCACAAUUUGACCAACUCAUCAGCACCAUGAGCUCGUUGGCCGAGUACUGCCUCCCCUCCAUCCUGCGCACGCUCUUCGACUGGUACAAGCGGCAGAACGGCAUCGAGGACGAGUCCCACGAGUACAGACCCAGAGCCAACACCAAGUCCAAAAAUGAUGAGCAGCAGAAGGAUUAUUUACUCGAAAGGAGGGACCUCGCCAUUGACUUCAUUUUCUCUCUAGUACUUAUAGAAGUUUUGAAACAGAUCCCACUCCAUCCUCUGAUAGACAACCUUAUCCAGGAAGUCAUUAACUUGGCAUUCAAACAUUUUAAAUACAAAGAAGGGUACCUCGGUCCCAACACUGGCAACAUGCACAUUGUAGCAGACCUCUACGCUGAAGUUGUGGGAGUUGUAGCACAGUCCAGGUUCCCUGCUGUGAAGAAGAAGUUCAUGGCGGAGCUGAAGGACCUGAGGCACAAGGAGCAGAGCCCGUAUGUGGUCCAGAGCACCAUCAGCCUCAUCAUGGGGGUCAAGUUCUUCCGCAUCAAGAUGUACCCCGUGGAGGACUUUGAGGCCUCCUUCCAGUUCAUGCAGGAGUGUGCCCAGUAUUUCCUGGAGGUGAAAGACAAGGACAUUAAGCACUCCUUGGCUGGGCUCUUCGUGGAGAUUUUGGUUCCUGUGGCAGCGGCUGUGAAGAACGAAGUGAACGUGCCCUGUCUGAGGAACUUUGUGGAGACUUUAUAUGACACAACGCUUGACCUGUCCUCCCGGAAGAAGCACUCUCUGGCACUGUACCCCCUGGUGACGUGUCUGCUGUGUGUGAGCCAGAAGCAGCUCUUCCUCAGCAGAUGGCACGUCUUCCUCAACAACUGCCUGUCCAAUCUCAAGAACAAGGAUCCCAAAAUGGCACGGGUGGCGCUGGAGUCCCUCUACCGCCUGCUGUGGGUCUACAUGAUCCGGAUCAAGUGCGAGAGCAACACCGGAACUCAGAGCCGUCUCAACACCAUCAUCACCACGUUGUUCCCUAAGGGGUCCCGCAGUGUGGUGCCCCGCGACAUGCCCCUCAAUAUCUUUGUCAAGAUUAUCCAGUUCAUCGCACAGGAAAGACUAGACUUUGCAAUGAAAGAGAUCAUCUUUGACCUGCUCCUUGUUGGGAAACCAGCGAAAGCCUUCAGUCUAAAUCCAGAGAGAAUGAACAUUGGUCUGAGAGCAUUCCUGGUCAUCGCGGACAACCUGCAGCAGAAGGAUGGAGAGCCGCCCAUGCCCAACACGGGGGCCACGUUGCCUUCUGGGAACACGCUCAAAAAGAAGAGGACCUUCCUGAGCAAGACUCUGACAGAGGAGGAGGCUAAGCUCAUUGGCAUGGCCCUGUAUUACUCUCAGGUCCGAAAAGCCAUGGACCACAUCCUGAGACACCUAGACAAGGAGGUGGGGCGCUGCAUGAUGAAGACCAAUGUGCAGAUGCUGAACAAGGAGCCGGAGGACAUGAUCACAGGCGAGAGGAAGCCGAAGAUCGACCUCUUCAGGACGUGCGUGGCCGCCAUCCCUCGCAUCCUGCCGGAUGGCAUGUCAAAGCUAGAGCUGAUCGACCUGCUUUCACGGCUGACGAUCCACAUGGAUGACGAGCUGCGCCUCAUUGCCCAGAAUUCCCUGCAGAGCCUGCUGGUGGACUUCUGGGACUGGCGGGAGGAUGUGCUGUUUGGGUUCACCAGCUUCCUGCUGCGGGAGGUGCAGGACACCCACCCCAACCUGCUGGACUCCUCCCUCAGGCUGCUGCUGCAGCUGCUCGCCCAGUGGAGGCUGACCCUGCAGAGCCCCAGCAAGGCCCGGGCAGCCGAGCUGCAUCAGAACGGUUCUGGUCACAGAACCCCUGUGGAGCGCAGCCACUGCACCGUGCUGCACGCCGUGGAGGGCCUGGCCCUCGUGCUUCUCUGCUCCUGCAAGACGGCCACCCGCAAGCUGGCGGUGGCCAUCCUCAGAGAGAUCCGCUUGCUCUUCUCCGCCAUUGGACAGGCCGAGGACGACGAUAAGCCCAUGAUCGAGGUGAUGGACCAGCUGAGCUCUGCUGUCCUGGAGAGCUUCGUACACGUAGCGGUGUCGGAAUCUGCUACCCUACCACUGAGCCAUCACGUGGACCUGCAGUGGCUGGUCGAGUGGAACGCCAAGCUGGUCAACAGUCACUACGACGUCAAGAGCCCCUCCCACGUGUGGAUCUUCGCCCAGUCCGUCAAGGACCCCUGGGUCCUCUGCCUCCACAGCUUCCUGCGGCAGGAGAACCUGCCCAAGCACUGCCCCACGGCUCUCAGCUACGCCUGGCCGUACGCCUUCACCCGCCUGCAGCUGCUCAUGCCCCUGGUGGACCCCAACAAUCCUGUGAAUGCCAAGAAGACAAGCACUGCCAGCGUAGGGGACAGCUACGUGACCUUGUGGAGGAACUACCUGAUUCUGUGCUUCGGCGUGGCCAAGCCCAGCAUCAUGAGCUCAGGUCACCUGAGGGCAUCCACGCCAGAGAUCACUGCCACGACCCCCGACGGCAGCGUCAACUACGAUAACAAGGUGAUUGGAACCCCCUCAGUGGCCUGGCUCCUGAAACAGCUGGUACCCCUGAUGAGGUCAGAGAGCAUUGAGAUCACUGAGUCUCUGGUGCUGGGAUUUGGACGGACCAACUCCCUGGUUUUCAGGGAACUGGUUGAGGAGCUCCAUCCUUUAAUGAAGGAAGCAUUGGAACGAAGACCAGAGAAUAAGAAGCGUCGGGAGAGGAGGGACCUCCUGAGACUGCAGCUGCUGCGCAUCUUUGAGCUGCUGGCGGAUGCCGGCGUCAUCAGUGACAGCACAAACGGGGCUCUCGAACGAGACACACUAGCCCUGGGAGCCCUCUUCCUGGAGUACGUGGACAUGACCCGAAUGCUGCUGGAGGCGGAGAAUGACAAAGACGUGGAGAUCCUGAAGGACAUUCGUGCUCACUUCAGCGCCAUGGUGGCCAACCUCAUCCAAUGUGUCCCCGUCCACCACCGCCGGUUCCUCUUCCCGCAGCAGAGCCUCAGACAUCACCUCUUCAUCCUCUUCAGCCAGUGGGCGGGGCCUUUCAGCGUCAUGUUCACCCCACUGGACCGCUACAGUGACAGGAACCACCAGAUCACCCGAUACCAGUACUGCGCCCUCAAGGCCAUGUCUGCGGUGCUGUGCUGCGGGCCGGUGUUCGACAAUGUGGGCCUCUCCCCGGACGGGUACCUCUACAAGUGGCUCGACAACAUCCUGGCGUGUCACGAUCUGCGGGUCCACCGUUUGGGGUGUGAAGUGGUCAUUCUGCUCCUCGAGCUCAACCCGGACCAGGUCAACCUGUUCAACUGGGCUGUGGACCGCUGCUUCACCGGGUCCUACCAGCUGGCCUCGGGCUGCUUCAAGGCCAUCGCCACUGUCUGCGGGAGCAGAAACUACCCAUGUGACAUUGUGACCUUGCUGAAUUUAGUGCUCUUCAAGUCCUCUGACACCAACAGGGAAAUCUAUGAAAUUUCAAUGCAGCUAAUGCAGAUUCUGGAGGCGAAGCUCUCUGUGUACUCUAAGAAGACUGCAGAGCAGAAGCCUAGCAGCAUCCUGUACGGCACCCAUGGCCCUCUGCCUCCCCUCUACAGCGUCUCCCUCUCCCAGCUCUCUAACCAGCUGGCCAGGAUGUACCCAGAGCUCACCCUGCCACUCUUCUCAGAGGUCAGCCAGAGGUUCCCCACCACCCACCCCAAUGGGCGCCAGAUAAUGCUGACCUACCUGCUGCCCUGGCUGCACAACAUAGAGCUGGUGGACAGCGGGCUCCUGCCCCCAGCCUCCAGCCCCUGCACACCGGAAGAGGAGGCCCGUGACCGGGCCGACAGCCUGGGACUCUCCCAUCAGCUCAAGGGCAGCGGCUGGGGCUCCCUGCAGGCCACCUCGCUCGUCCUCAACAACCUCAUGUUCAUGACCGCCAAGUACGGCGACGAGCUUCCCGGCCCGGAGAUGGAGAACGCCUGGAACGCGCUGGUCAGCAACGACAAGUGGAGCAACAACCUGCGGACCGCGCUGCAGUUCCUCAUCAGCUUGUGCGGAGUGAGCAGCGACACGGCGCUCCUGCCUUACGUGAAGAAGGUGGUCAUCUACCUGUGCCGGAACAACACCAUCCAGACCAUGGAGGAGCUUCUGUUCGAGCUGCAGCAGACCGAUCCCGUCAACCCGGUGGUGCUGCACUGUGACAACCCGCCCUUCUACCGCUUCACAGCCAGCAACAAGACCUCUGCAGCUGCCUCCGGUACCACGUCCAGUAGCAAUACAGUGGUUGCCGGCCAGGAGAGCUUCCCAGAUCCGGAUGAGGCUAAAGUGGCCAGAGAGACUGAGGAGAGGAUCAGUAACGCAACCCGGGCCCACAACAGGCUGGAGUCCCGCUACAGCAACAGCUCAGGGGGCUCCUAUGACGAGGAGAAGAGUGACCCGCUGCCGCCGUAUGCUGGUUGGCUGAUGAACGUGCUGGAGACCAAUCAGCCCCAGCCCCUGCCCAUGCCUGUCAACGGGGGGUGCUGGGCGCCGCUGGUGGAUUACCUGCCAGAGACCAUCACUCCCCGAGGACCCCUGCACAGGUGCAACAUUGCAGUGAUCUUCAUGACAGAGAUGGUGGUGGAUCACAGUGUGAGGGAAGACUGGGCUCUGCACCUGCCCCUGCUACUGCACGCUCUCUUCCUAGGCCUGGAUCAUUACCGGCCAGAGGUGUUUGAGCACAGCAAGCGGCUCCUCCUCCACCUCCUCAUCACCCUUUCCUGCAACAACAACUUCCAGGUCAUCGCCUCCGUCCUGCUGCUCACCCGAGAGAUGAGCAACAGCAAGACUCUGACUAUCAAGUCCAGCUACCAGCCUGAAUAUCUCUACACAGGUGGCUUUGACUUUCUGCGGGAGUGCCAGGCCUCCCCAGUGGCUGACUCUGGCCUCAGCUCCUCCUCCACCUCAUCCAGCAUCAGCCUGGGGGGCAGCAGCGGCAACCUGCCCCAGAUCUCCCUGGAGCUGGAGGAGCUAGAGGAGAGCUCCACUGAGGCCGAUGAGAAGACCAACAAGCUCAUCGAGUUCCUCACCACCAGGGCAUUUGGACCCCUGUGGUGCCAUGAGGACAUCACACCGAAGAACCCCAACUCCAAGAGUGCGGAGCAGCUGGCCAACUUCCUGCGUCACGUGGUGUCCGUGUUCAAGGAGUCCAAGUCAGACUUCCACUUGGAGCACCAGCUGAGUGACGUGGCCCUGCAGACGGCGCUAUGCAGCUCCUCGCGCCACUACGCCGGGCGCUCCUUCCAGAUGUUCCGGGCUCUGAAGCAGCCGCUGUCCGCCCACGCCGUGUCCGACCUGCUCUCGCGCCUGGUGGAGGUGGUGGGAGAGCACGGCGACGAGGUGCAGGGCUACGUGAUGGAGGUCCUGCUCACCCUGGAGUCUGUGGUGGAAAACUUAGCUGAGUGCCUGAAGAACAAUGACCUGAUGGCUGCCUUAACAAGGGCAUCAUCACCAGAUUUCCUGACCAAUGGGAAGCUGACAAACAAUCGAAAGAGCACGGGGCAGCUGAACGUGCCCCCAGGGGCCGGUGGAGGUACGGCGGAGCGCAGCCGGCACCAGAGGAGCUACUCCGUGCCCAAGAAGUUUGGGGAGAGCGGGGAGCGCUCUGCUGACCCCCCGCGCAGCGCCACGCUGGACCGGAUCCAGGCCUGCACCCAGCAGGCCGGCCUGGCCCGCACCACCCGCAGCUCUUCCUCCUCCUCCAGGGACAACAGCGCUGUCACCGACCCCGCCCACGCCAGCCACCCCGCCAACCUGCUGGCCACCAUCUUCUGGGUGGCGGUGUCGCUGAUGGAGUCGGACUUCGAGUUCGAGUACCAGAUGUCCCUGCGCCUGGUGCACAGGCUGCUGGCCCGGGUGCCCCUGGACCGGCCGGAGAACCGGGAGAGGCUGGAGAAGCUGCAGGCCCAGCUCCGCUGGAGCGGGUUUUCUGGCCUGCAGCAGCUGAUGCUCAAGGGCUUCACCUCCCCUGCCACCGUCGACCUCACCCUGCAGCUCUUCUGCCAGCUCACGCCUGUCUCCCGGGUGCCUGUGGUGGACACCUCACAGGCCAUAGGGUUCCCGCUGAACGUGCUGUGUCUGCUCCCUCACCUGGUCCAGCACUUUGACUGCCCUACGCAGUUCUGCAAAGAAAGUGCUGAGAGAAUCGCCCAGGUCUGCCAGGAAGAGAAGAACACCAAGCUGUCUCACCUGGCCCACGUGAUGACCUUGUACAAGACACAUUCCUACACCAGAGACAGCUUCUCCUGGGUGAACGUGGUGUGCCGGUACCUGCACGAGGCCUUCUCGGACAUCACCCUCAGCAUGGUCACCUACAUGGCAGAGUUGUUGGAUAAGGGCCUUCCUAGUAUGCAGCAGUCCCUCCUGCAGAUCAUCUACAGCCUGCUUAGUCACAUGGACCUCAGUGUGAUCCAGUUCAAGCCUUUCAACGUGGAAGUGCUCAAGACUAUAGAGAAGUUUGUCCAGACGGUGCACUGGAAGGAAGCCUUGAACAUUCUGAAACUGGUGGUGUCUCGCUCUGCCAGCCUCGUCCUGCCGGCCUAUCCGCACGGUGACCUGUCACACCUGGAGGUCAGCCGUGUGUGGGACAGCUCCUCCAAGGCCCUUCCAGGGAAAACUCUCGAGUUCCACUUUGACAUCUCUGAGACGCCGGUGAUUGGCAGGAGGUACGAUGACCUGCAGGGCUCCGCCGGACGAGACGGGAAGGCCAGGGCCAUCGCGGUGACCCGCAGCACCUCCUCCACCUCCUCCGGGUCCAACUCCAACAACGUGCUGGUGCCCGUCAGCUGGAAGAGGCCACAGUCGUCACAGAAGAGGACUCGGGAGAAACUGGUCAAUGUGCUGUCAUUGUGCGGACAGGAAGUGGGGCUCACAAAAAACCCAUCGGUGAUCUUCUCGUCCUGCGGUGACCUGGACCUGAUGGAACACCAGCCCAGCCUGGUGUCCUCGGAGGACGGCGUGCGGGAGCAGGACACCAUGGACGACACCGCCUCCGAGCAGCAGUUCCGCGUCUUCCGGGACUUCGACUUCCUGGAUGUGGAGCUGGAGGACGGAGAGGAGCUCCAGGGCGAGAGUGUGGAUAACUUUAACUGGGGCGUGAGGCGCCGCUCGCUGGACAGCGCAGACUUGCUGCAGGAGCUGCUGGAAGAGAGUCAGCACUCAGGCGACACACCCGGGCACAGCAAGGACUCAGACGAGUCGUCAGAGGAGGAGUCUCUCACUGCCAGUCAGAUCCUCUCCCACUCGCAGCUGACAAUGAACCUCUCUCCCUCUGAGGAGACCAACAACACAGACUCCCUGUCUACCUCCUUCGACACCACCUCGGCCGACCCGCACUCCCUAAACGCCAGAACUCCCAGUUUCGAGGUCUCCCUGCCAGAAGAUUCGAAUCAGAGGGCUGAGGUUUCAGUGGAAGACGAGGACACGAACGUGCAUGAGGAUGACCUGUCACUCUCCGUCAACGAUUUGCCUGCGGGCUUCGACUGCAGUGACAGCUUCACAAUGGAUGUGGAGCACAGAGAUAACAGAGGGGAGCUGGACCUGGACCCCAGCUGUCUGCCCAGCCUUGCAGAGGAGGGGGACCAGCUGCAGGAGCCGCACUCCUCCCCGCCCCCCUCGCCCUUCUUCUCCGCCAUCCUGGCCGCCUUCCAGCCGGCUGCGUGCGACGAUGCCGAGGAGGCCUGGCGCUGCCACAUCAACCAGCUGGUGUCCGACUCGGACGGCUCGUGUGCCGUCUACACCUUCCACGUCUUCUCCUCCCUCUUCCAGAAUAUCCAGAACAAAUUCUGCUCUUUAACCCGUGAUGCUGCCGGCUAUCUUGGUGAUGGCCUUCGUGGGAUUGGCUCAAAGUUUGUAAGCUCGUCCCAGAUGUUGACUUCAUGUUCAGAGUGUCCCACACUCUUCGUCGAUGCAGACACGAUUCUCUCCUACGGGUUGCUGGAGAAGAUGAAGUUCAGCGUCCUGGAGCUGCAGGAGUACCUGGACACCUACAACAACAGGGAGGAAGCGGCUGUCUCUUGGCUGCAGAACUGCAAGGCCACCUUCCCCAGGGGGUCUGGCAUUGGAGUGGUCACCUGCCAACCAGGGGACUCGGAAGAAAAGCAAAUGGAAUCACUGGCACAACUGGAGCUGUGUCAGCGCCUCUACAAGCUCCAUUUUCAGCUGCUGCUGCUUUUUCAGUCCUACUGCAAGCUGAUUGGUCAAGUCCACGCUAUCAGCUCUGUGCCAGAGCUGCUAAACAUGUCCCGUGAGCUGAGCGAUCUGAAGAGCAGCCUCAAGCUGGCAGCAGCGUCGGUGGCCAGUGACCUGGCCGCCCGGGAGGGCCCUGCGACCGAAGCCACCUUCAGCUCCUCCGAGGCGGCCGUGCAGGCCAUCCUGGAGUGUCUGAAGAACAGCGAGUUCACCACCGCCAUCCGCCACAUCCGAGAGUGCAGGAGCGUGUGGCCCAAUGACAUCUUCGGUGGCAACUCGGAGGACUUGGUCCAGACUCUGCUGAACAUCUACUUCCGGCACCAGAGUCUGGGCCAGACGGGCACCUUCGCUCUGGUGGGCUCCCGGCAGGACCUGUCCGAGAUCUGCGUGAAGCUGAUGGAGCUCAACGGCGAGAUCCGGGACAUGAUUCGCCGAGCCCAGGGCUACCGGGUCAUCACAGCCUUCCUCCCGGACUCCAGCGCGUCCGGCACAAGUCUCUGACAGGAGGAGUUCUCCACCAGGCCCCAGCCCCAGCCCCAUCCCCAACUCGAACCCCACACCCUACCCCCACCCCAAAUCCAGCUCCAGUGCCAGCCCCGACCCCGCGUCCCUCUUGGGGGUGCUGCUGUCCCUGCGGAGGGGUACCCAGAAAUCUUUCCCCCUACCUAGAGAAACUGGGGCACGCCAUCGUGACUCUUUUCAGCUGGGGUUGGUGGGGAGGUCCCAAAAGUAAACAGGUUUUCAGGUCUUCAGGUGUGCAGCAAUACUGUGUGAGUGAAGGUGAUGUGAGACACUGAGGAGUUUAGAAGUUACUGAACCUUGGCUUUGAUUGCACUAAUGAGUUGACAGAUUUUCUGUUGAAGGUCAUACAGCAGUCAUAUCGGCAGCCAGCGCUCGCUGCUGAGAUCAGUGAUGUACUUCCAUAUGUAUCAAAGAGGACAUACCAAAGCUGAACGGACUUAUUCUUCUGCAGAAGUUUGCUGUUAUAAACAUUUCUGGGGGAGCUGUGCAAUGCCACUCUCAGCCGAGGGCCUUUUUGCUGUCCCAUGGUGAAAUAAUGUGUUUGAAUUCAAAGGCUUAGUUCUGAAGAGCUUACCAGAUAAAAUGACACAUAAAUCUUGGUUGUUGUUAGCUGGCCUAAAGAUGAGAGCCUGUGCACAUGUGAAUCAAACUGUAACCAGACUACCAUCCAUUGUACACUGUAACGUAUCAAUUUGUGCGUACACACACUGAGCCGCAGUACUUCAAGGCACAUCGACGUUAACGCUGUAACACUACUGUUUCUCAUAGAACUGGAUACCGUCCUUCCUUGUCAUGUCACUUGUGAUUGGUCCCUAAACUUUUUACGGGUGUUGUUUGCUUUCUACUGUGUAAUUAUUUGCUUCUAGAACUAUUUAUAUCAUGAAGAAGAAAAUAUGCAUACUGGUGGUGUUUGCUUUCUGUUGUGUACUUAUUUGCUUCAAAGGUUGUUAUUUAUAUUAUCAAGAAUUCAACAUGCAUUAAACUUAGUUUUAUAGAAUGAAUGUUGUCUGCUACAACUGCCACGCAUGCAUAUUGUAUGUACUAUGAAUUGUAUUAGAAAUAUUUAACAUAAAUUUGUAUUUUACCUGAAAGAUGCAUUUGUAUAUAGUAGGAGGGGAGCUUUGCUCGUGUGGCAAGAUUUUAUUUUUUAAUUUGUGCAUGUAAACAAAGAGAAGGCACAUUUUUAAAGCUUCCAUGUGGAAGGUUAUCAAUGUAGAUUUUUCACCUUGUAAAUACUUUUACAGCUUUUGUGAA